GAACAUGCUGGUCAAUUGUUGUUAGAACGUCUUAGACAAUUUAACAAUGAUCCUCAGGCAGUAGUAGUUGCACUACCAAGAGGUGGAGUACCUGUGGCCUAUCCAAUUGCCAAAGCACUUCAUCUUCCACUUGAUAUAGUUGUACCAAGAAAGAUUGGAGCACCAUCAAACAAGGAAUAUGCAAUCGGAGCAAUUGCAGAGAAUGGUGAAGGAUACUUCAAUCAAGAUGUCAUUGAUCAACUUGGUAUACCAAUAUCAUAUUUGGAUAAAGAGGUAGAGAAACAAAGAGUUGAAUCAAAGAGGAGACAAGUUGUAUAUAGACGUGAUAGGCCUCCAGUUGACUUUAAAAACAAAGUUAUUAUAUUAGUAGAUGAUGGUAUAGCAACAGGAUCAACAAUGAAGGCUGCUAUAGAAUCGAUCAAACAUUUGGAACCAAAGAAGAUUGUUGUGGCAGUACCAGUGGCGCCACAUGAUAGUAUAAGUGAACUGAAGCAUAAUCCAAAGGUUGAUGAGAUUAUCUGUUUAUCAACACCAUAUCCAUUCAAUGCAGUUGGUAACUUCUAUCACUUAUUCGACCAGACCGAGGAUGACACUGUCAUUCAAAUGAUG
This is a messenger RNA of Acytostelium subglobosum LB1, 609 nucleotides long. RefSeq lists its product as hypothetical. NCBI's taxonomy places the organism in Eukaryota, Evosea, Eumycetozoa, Acytosteliales, Acytosteliaceae. The transcript has 3 exons. The annotation marks the transcript as partial. The record is from RefSeq and is a predicted model, not a curated record.